Molecule: messenger RNA, 756 nt
Organism: Hydatigera taeniaeformis
Lineage: Eukaryota; Metazoa; Platyhelminthes; Cestoda; Cyclophyllidea; Taeniidae
Source: the annotation of a GenBank genome assembly
UUAGCUGUCUUCAUCUACUAUGCUGUGCAACUAAAUAGACGAGCUGAAGCCGAACCACAGAAUGCGUUGACUUGGGCCUCCGGAGUUCCCUACUUCUCGCCUCUUUUCUUUGAUCCACGUAGACGUCGAGAGGUGUGGAGAUUCUUCACUUACUUUCUCAUCCAUCAGGGCAUAUGGCACGUGGUCUUCAACAGUUUUGUUACUCUCCUCCUGGGCAACUUGAUGGAAUGGGCCCAUGGAACGUGGCGAGUGGCAGUGCUCUACUUUCUGGGAGUGUUAGCCGGCUCCUUGGCAACCUCAGUGUGGGACCCUCAAACCAUCGGUGUUGGAGCCGGCGGUGGCACCUACGCCCUUCUCGGUGCCCACCUCGCGCUUUCGGUGGUCCAUUGGGAGGAGUUGAAGCAUGACUUUUUCGCCGUGGUUCGUGCAACCACUGCCGCGAAGCGGGCGAUAGCCAUUGGUGUCUCUGGAAUUUUGAGGAUCUGUCUGAUCCUCCUUCUCUGUGCAGUGGACUUUGGGAUUGCGUUGUAUGAGCGUUAUGGCCUAGCAGACAUUCCACUGCACGCCAGCUACUCACCCCUGCCCGCCGGUCUUAUGACAGGUGUGUUGGUGGGUGUGCCACUGCUGCGCUACCUUCGAGACCGGCCAUGGCAGCGUAUCGAAUUCUGGGCGUCUUUUGGUGUAUGCCUUGCUCUCUUUACCUUCAUCAUCUUUUGGAACAUCUUCUGGCCUGGAUACCCGACCCAGAACGUCUAG